AGAUCGAAUAAUAGUAAUUUAGAUCUCAUAAAGCAUUAAAAAACGAAUAAUAGCGACACAAGCAGAUCGAACUGAGAAAUCUUUCCGCUUCUCCGAUUUUCUUGGUAAUCCGGCGACGACCUAACAUUUCGGUUCUACUGUCAUCUCUCAAUCCGAUUCACUAAUUGAAUCUCAGGCAGGUUAUUCUUUUCCAAUCGGACAUCUUUUUGCAACUAUUCUUUGAAGAUAUUGUCAUUUUGGAGGUUUCCAUACUCGUUUUAGGGUUUUACGAGGUCGGAGAGAAAUCUGUAUCUCCGUUCUGUUAUUAUGAUCACGCGUUCAAAGCUCGUAGAGCAACUCAGAGAUAGCCAGAUCCGAUCUCAGCACAAGUGGUCUCCUCUCGUUAUCUUCUCCCCCAAACCAAAUCUCUCCUCCUGGAUUGAUGUUGGUGUGGCAGUUUUCUGGCUGAUUGUGCUCAUUAUCCUUGUAACAUCAUCAUACAUGACACUCUACUUGAGACAUUAUUGGCUUUCAUUUAUCAUCAUUUGCCUUUCUAUUUCAAUUCCAAUUCGCUUGAGGAUUUCUAGGCAAACAAUCGCAAGAAAAAAAGACAGAAGAUUGCUUCUGCCUUUGUCUAUGUAACAAACAAAUCAAACACAUUAAUUUAAUCAUUCAGAGAGAAUAGAUGCUUUUGCUUUUGUUCGCUAUAUGUACAAAACAUAAUUACAUUACUUUCACAU
Lactuca virosa is the source of this 719-nucleotide messenger RNA. Lineage: Eukaryota; Viridiplantae; Streptophyta; Magnoliopsida; Asterales; Asteraceae. The record is from the annotation of a GenBank genome assembly.